Molecule: messenger RNA, 627 nt
Organism: Exophiala spinifera
Lineage: Eukaryota; Fungi; Ascomycota; Eurotiomycetes; Chaetothyriales; Herpotrichiellaceae
Product: peptidyl-prolyl cis-trans isomerase B
Exons: 3
Coding region: 1-627 (208 amino acids)
Biological process (GO): protein peptidyl-prolyl isomerization; protein folding
Cellular component (GO): endoplasmic reticulum; fungal-type vacuole
Molecular function (GO): peptidyl-prolyl cis-trans isomerase activity
Source: RefSeq, a predicted model, not a curated record
AUGGCUAACAUCCAGCGAGUCGUCAUCUCGCUUAUGGUCAUUUUGACCGCCACUUUCCUUUUCAUGGGACAGACUGCGGAAGCGGCCAAAGGACCCAAAAUCACCCACAAGGUCUUCUUUGACAUCGAGCAUGGAGAUGAGCCCCUGGGUCGGAUUGUUCUGGGCCUCUACGGAAAGACGGUACCCAAGACCGCCGAAAACUUCCGUGCCUUAGCCACCGGCGAGAAGGGCUACGGCUAUGAAGGCUCGACUUUCCAUCGUGUCAUCAAGGAUUUUAUGAUCCAGGGUGGUGAUUUCACAAGAGGAGACGGUACUGGCGGCAAGUCGAUCUACGGAGACAAGUUUGAAGACGAGAACUUCAAGUUGAAGCACAGCAAAAAGGGCUUGUUGAGCAUGGCGAACGCUGGAAAGAACACCAAUGGUUCCCAAUUCUUCAUCACCACGGCAAUUACGAGCUGGCUCGACGGCCGUCACGUCGUCUUCGGAGAAGUUCUCGAAGGCUACGACAUCGUGGACAAGAUUCAGAAUGUCGCCAAGGGCGCACAAGAUCGGCCCAGCAAGGCGGUCAAGAUUGUGAAGAGCGGAGAGAUCGAGGUUCCCGCGGAAGGUAUUCAUGCCGAACUUUGA